GACCCCAGUCAUUCUUUGAACAAACUCGACAGCCGAAGAUACCGCUUCUUCCGAAGACCGGUGCCGACUUGACUUACAAGUACCGAGCCAUUCUUUUCGUAGUGGCCGGUGCACAGCUGAACUUGAAGGCGCGUCCGUGUGUCUAUCUGUCUUCUCUCUGCCGCCAACCAUGCGGACUUCUGUCUUCAGUGCCGCCGUCGCUGCCGCCCUCGCCUUUGCGGGCUUGGGCUCGGCGGCGGACCUUGACGAGUGGAAGUCGCGGUCCAUCUACCAGGUCAUGAUCGAUCGGUAUGCGCGCACUGAUGGCUCCACGGAUGCCACUUGCGAGAUGCAUCUGUUUUGUGGCGGUACGUGGAAGGGGCUCAUGAACAAUCUUGACUACAUCCAAGACAUGGGAUUCACUGCUAUCCAAAUCAGCCCCAUCGUCAAGAACAUCGAAGAACACACAUCCGUCGGCGAUGCGUACCACGGUUACUGGUCCGUCGACAACUAUGCCCUCAACGAUCGUUUCGGUACGGAAAAGGAGUUCAAGGACCUCGUGGCCGCCACCCACAAGCGCGGCAUGCUACUCAUGGUUGACGUUGUCGUCAACAACAUGGUCCAGGCCUUCGACAACGUCGUCCCUCCCAAGGUCGACUACUCCAACUUUAACCCGUUCGACGACAAGAAGUAUUUCCACCCGUAUUGCAACGUAACCCAGUGGGAGAACUCGACCAACUACCAGGACUGCUGGCUCUAUCCGUACGGCGUUGCGCUCGCCGAUUUGGCCACGGAGACUAAGCCGGUCGUGGAUGAGCUGGGCAGCUGGGUCAAGGGGCUUGUGGCCAACUACUCGAUCGACGGCCUUCGUAUCGACGCCGCCAAGCAUGUAAACGAUGAGUUCCUCCCGAGUUUCGUCAAGUCAUCCGGCGUGUUUGCCUUUGGCGAGGUCCUCUCCGGCUUGCCUGAGGACAUGUGCCGGUACCAGACCGGUGGACUGCUUCCCGGCAUGCCCAACUACCUAGAGUACUACCCCCUCAACGAGGCGUUCAACGGCGGCUCCUUGAUCGAUGUCGCAAAUAUGCGCAACAAUGCUGCCUCGAGCUGCAACGAUACAACCGCCCUCGGCAGCUUCCUCGAGAACCACGACAUGCCCCGGUUUGCCAACCGUAACGACGAUAUGGCCCUUGCGAAGAACGCCAUGACCUACAUUCUCCUCAACGACGGUAUCCCCACAGUCUACCAGGGUCAAGAGCAACACUUCAAGGGCAACGGCACACCCUUCAACCGCGAGCCCCUCUGGACUUCCAAGUACGACAAGGAGGCCCCGCUCUACGUCCUGACCUCAACCGUCAACAAGGUGCGCAACAACGCGAUCAAGCUGUCCUCGGACUACAUCUCGACCCCCUCCGAGACCCUCUGGGCCGACGUGAACCACCUCUGCCUGAAGAAGGGCCCGUACGGCAGCCAGGUCGUGUUCUGCAUCAACAACAAGAGCAGCAGUGGCGACAGCUACGAGGUCAGCGUCGGCGGCUUCCAGGCCAACGACAAGGUCGUCGAGGUCAUGAGCUGCAAGACCAACACGGCCGACGUCUCGGGCAAUAUCACCAUGUACAUGGGCAAGGGCGAGCCGAAGGUGUACGUUCCCCAGACCGCGCUGAAGGACACAGGCCUCUGCUCCAAGACCGAGGAGGAUGCGCCGGUGGACAGCGGCGCCGGUGCUCUGGGCCUUACGGGCAGCAUUGUUCUGGCUGCCGCCUUCGGGUGGGCUGCGGUGAUUCUUGCGUAAGGCACUGAACCGAGAGACCACAAGAGCCAUCUUGGUUCUUUGGGUGGCCUCCUUAGAUAUUUCACCUCGGCAUGGCCACUUAAUUCGAGCAUACGUAUCUUCUUAACCAUUUAAUGAUCUCUUCUUCGCCGCCGCCUCGAGGCCCUGUUCCCAUUGUUGCCGA
This is a messenger RNA of Chaetomium fimeti, 1931 nucleotides long. Its product is annotated as glycoside hydrolase superfamily. Gene Ontology annotation, biological process: carbohydrate catabolic process. Gene Ontology annotation, molecular function: calcium ion binding; alpha-amylase activity. The transcript is spliced from 3 exons. NCBI's taxonomy places the organism in Eukaryota, Fungi, Ascomycota, Sordariomycetes, Sordariales, Chaetomiaceae. Bases 170 to 1768 code for a protein of 532 amino acids. The record is from RefSeq and is a predicted model, not a curated record.